Molecule: messenger RNA, 2397 nt
Organism: Brassica oleracea var. oleracea
Lineage: Eukaryota; Viridiplantae; Streptophyta; Magnoliopsida; Brassicales; Brassicaceae
Product: ubiquitin carboxyl-terminal hydrolase 20-like
Exons: 10
Coding region: 222-2165 (647 amino acids)
Biological process (GO): protein deubiquitination
Cellular component (GO): nucleus; cytosol
Molecular function (GO): cysteine-type deubiquitinase activity; cysteine-type endopeptidase activity
Source: RefSeq, a predicted model, not a curated record
AAAAUGUUGUUGACCACCGACCUUGAAAGAAAAACAAAACAAACCGUAAAUAAGAAGCAUCUGCAUCAGAUCAAACAAUCGUUGAUUCAAAAAAACCCUAAAUAACAACAACAAUGCCCUCUCGAUUUUCCCUCCCAAUUCAAAUCCUUCACUAGCGAUCUUUCUCCCAAACCCCAUUGGAUUCGCUUAACCCUAAUUUUGCAAUUCAACCUAAAAACACGAUGCUGAUCGCUGAUUCCGACUUGCCUCCGCCGAUUUCACCUCCUCCGCCGCUAACCCCCAGCCCAAUCGAAACCCUAGACGAGUCGAUCGGAGUCCAUGAUGCAGUUCAAUCGCUGGCUCUUUCUUCCCCGAAUCAGGUGGAGGUGGAGGAGGCGGUCUCAGUCGAAACCCUAACCGUGCCUUCUCUGGUUCCCGUCGAGCCGUUCUCUGAUAUUUGUUGUUUGUCGGAUAAUUACAAACGGUGGACUCCUAACGUCUCGCCUGGGUUCGAUACUGACGACGAGUCUACGAGUUACUGGUCCACGAACCAACCUUUGUAUAGUUUCAUUCAAGAUCCUCCCGAGAUGAUCGACGAGCCCACUGGUGUUGGUGUUGGGCUUUGGAAUCUAGGCAACAGUUGUUUCGUUAACUCGGUGUUUCAGUGUUUGACUCACACUCUCCCUCUUAUCGAGAGUCUUUGCUCUUACGAACCUCUUGAGCUUUGUAACUGUGGCAAUGAGUGGUUUUGUGUUAGAAGUGCUUUUAAAGGUCACUUAGAGGCUGCGCUGACGACUUCACGAUGUUCAAUUGCUCCCUACUCCUUCCUUAACAAUCUUAACUAUUUUUCGGCUGACUUCAGGCGUUACCAGCAAGAAGACGCUCAUGAGUUUCUACAAGCGUUUUUGGAUAAGUUGGAGAGAUGUUGUUUGGAGGACCCGAGUAGUGACCGUGACCGUGACCGUGACCCUGAUGACUCUGUCUCUUCUCAAGAUGUUAACUUGGUUCAGCGUAUCUUUGGUGGUCGUCUCGUCAGUGAGCUUCGUUGCUGCAACUGCAACUCUGUUUCUGAGACAUUUGAAAACUCUCUUGGGUUGAGUUUGGAAAUCGAACAUGUGGAUAACCUUCAGAGUGCGCUGGAUUCGUUCACCCGUGUGGAGAAGCUUGAUGAGCCAAUGACUUGUGAUAACUGUAAAGAAAAAGUUUCAAAGGAGAAGCAGCUCUUGCUCUAUAAGCUGCCACAGGUUGUCACAUUCCAUCUGAAGAGAUUCAAGAAUAAUGGGUUUUUUAUGGAGAAGAUUUUCAAUCAUGUCAAGUUUCCGUUGGAGAUAGACUUGCAGCCAUAUAUGGUCAGAAGCCAGAAUAACGAAGUUACUGCAAAAUAUCGUCUUUAUGCUUUUGUGGAGCAUUUUGGGUCAUUAGUUUACGGUCAUUACUCUUCCUAUGUGAGGUCUGCCCCAAAGACAUGGCAUCAAUUUGAUGACAAGCAGGUCACUAGAAUCGAUGAAGAUAGAGUGUUAUCACAAGACGCAUAUAUUCUUUUCUAUGCAAGAGAAGGGAUCCCCUUGUUUUCUAGCACUUUUCAAGAGGUGCAUCCAUUGGUUGAGGCUAGCUUGCAAAAUCCUUCGCCGAACUCUGUCCUUGAUCCUACCAGCGGGGAGUGUUCAUCUGAAAUCAGCUAUGAGAAUGCAUAUAAAUCCAACAAACUACUCUCUGAAAACUCAGCGGGAGUAAUCCAACAUGUCAAGCCAGAAGAAAGAUAUGUUUCCCUCUCCAACGAGUUUGACGAAGAUGCGUUGUUACAAUCAACAGAGUCAAGUGGCGAAGAUGAUGAUAAUUCUAACGAUUCAUGCACUGAAAAAGAAGUAGAUUCUCGCUUAGACAUUGAAAGAGCUACCACUGGUGAUGACUCUGUUCCUUAUCUCAUGGUUCAAGAUCAAGACUCGUCUCAGAAACAACAGGAUGGAACUUUCCUAAUUCAACUCGAGAAAUUGGAAGCCACAAAGAAUCAAGAAGAGGAAGAACCUUGCAAGCAGCCAUUACUAAUAAGACACGUUGGAGAGUCCAAGGAAAACGAAAUUGUUCAUAGAAGAGGCCCCGUGAAGAAACCUUCACCUCGUGAAAGAGUGUUGGACCAAGGCAUAUCUACAACUGGUUCUCCACCUAAAAAACUUAAAAAAGCAUGAAAAAGUCCAGCAUCUGGGACACAAAGAGAAAUUCAAUAAAGAAAAGGGAGUGGAGGAUAAUCAGCAGGCCCAUCAGAGUCAGAUAUGGCGUGCCGUGUCCAAGUGCUUCAGUUUUGACUUAACCUUUCAUUUUCCCCUUUCUCAUCAUUUGUAGUAUUUUAGUUCUAAACGUCAAGGAAAAUACUUCAAAUAAUGAAAAAUUGUAAAAUUAUCUCGUGUUUUAAGUUUAAAU